Molecule: messenger RNA, 1606 nt
Organism: Leptinotarsa decemlineata (Colorado potato beetle)
Lineage: Eukaryota; Metazoa; Arthropoda; Insecta; Coleoptera; Chrysomelidae
Product: M-phase inducer phosphatase-like
Source: RefSeq, a predicted model, not a curated record
AGUAAGCGUUCGAUCGAGUUGGUGGAAGUACGGUCAGUAGACGUCGUUCAGUCGUAUAGUGAGCUGUGCUUGUCCUCACUUGGAGUAUUUGUUUUGUUUUGGAUUAUUUACGUUUUACUUAGUUAACAUGUGGGAUUCUCCCAGUAGUGAUCCAUGCACAACGUGCCAAUAUACAAGAUCAACAAAAAUAACCUGCGAAGGUAUUGACGAACCGUUUCUUGACAAGGAAAAUAUGCAGUCUUUCAAUUCUCUGAAAAAUGAUGACCUGUCCAUGUACGAAAGUGGGACCCCCGUUCCGUGCAGAGAAUCCUCUCCAAACCAUUGUCCGCACGCUAGACGUCGACCUCUUGAGGAAUACGAUUCUAAUUCCAGAGAUUCCGGAUAUGGAGCAAGUUACCAUGGUGAAAACUUCUUGUCAUACGCCUCCCAGUCAAGAACCGUAGCAUCCUUCAGUUCCAGCUCCAUGUGCUCCAUGGAAGAAGAAUUCUUAGACCUUUGUGACGUAGAGCCCCUCGAAACAGAAAAUACGAACUUGCCUCAAGACUUCAACAAAUUAAUCUCAAACCCUUUAAUUCAGAGACCCAGACAAGAGCAGGUGGUGUCUCCAAAAGAUGCCGUAAUCAGACCGCUGUUUCGUAGAGCACUCUCCCUGCAAGCCACAAACUCUAAGGUGACCCCAACUAACAGCAGAGUUCGCACCAGCCUGUUUAAAGGCGACUCAGAAUUGAGGUCAUUCAAAAGACCUGAACCACCAGUCGACUUACAGCCUAGUGGGGGUGUGAAACGCUCCAGAAUGUUCGACGAUGAAGAGAUUGAGGAAGCUUUUGUACCAGUUUCGCGGCCCCAGCUUCAGCGGGCUUUUUCCGCUACAGAAGAGAGCAUAAUGUGCGCUCUACAAAGAUCUUCCACAGAACCAGAUUUGAUCGGGGACUUCAGCAGAAACUUCGGAUUGCCAUUGAUCAAGGGCCGUCAUCAGGAUCUGAAAGCCAUUUCUCCACACACUUUAGCACAGCUCAUGAGAGGGGAAUACCAGGAUAUGAUUGGGUCUUACAAGGUUAUUGACUGCCGCUAUCCAUACGAGUUUGAGGGUGGACAUAUCGCUGGAGCUGUUAAUUUCUAUACCAAAGAGCAGUGCAUGCAAUUGCUGAACGACAGCCAGAUCACUGCUACACAUUCCAACAAGAGGCAUAUCCUAGUGUUCCACUGCGAAUUCUCAAGCGAGCGUGGACCUAAUCUCUACCGCUACCUACGCAAGGAGGAUAGAAACAAAAAUGAAACUGAUUACCCCUCCUUGAACUUCCCUGAGGUCUACCUAUUGGAGGGAGGUUACAAGAGCUUCUUUGAGCAGUACUCUGAGAUGUGUACACCUGUGGCAUACAAAGAAAUGCUCCACCCUGAUCAUGAAGAGGACCUGAGACAUUUCAGGCAGAAAUCAAAGACCUGGAACUGCGAUUCUCGCCAGCGUCCCACAAAUGGAAGGAGCUUGAAAAGGCUAGGAUUGUAAAAAUUCUUAUUAAACUGCCAUUUGAAUAUAGUACAAAUUGGGAGAGUGGAAAAUUGAGAGUGUGUGAAUUGAUAAAUUAAAAUUGUACAAAGUGUUGCACCA